Molecule: messenger RNA, 3221 nt
Organism: Chroicocephalus ridibundus (black-headed gull)
Lineage: Eukaryota; Metazoa; Chordata; Aves; Charadriiformes; Laridae
Gene: CNDP1
Product: carnosine dipeptidase 1
Exons: 14
Coding region: 1007-2338 (443 amino acids)
Biological process (GO): proteolysis
Cellular component (GO): cytosol
Molecular function (GO): dipeptidase activity
Source: RefSeq, a predicted model, not a curated record
GCCAGCCUCCGGUGUCUGUUUGGGAAUGCCUGUGAGUUAUUGGCUGGAUAAAAAAAAUCUCACCUGCGUGAAGAGCAUUAGUCACCCCUAAGAGAACGCUGCUGCUGUUUGGCUGAGCAAAGCUGCCUGAAGGAUAACAAGAUGGGAAUAACCGCUUGCCGUCGCUUCAGUAUGAUUAAUAACUGAAAAUACUGUUGCUUAAUCGUUAAGCAAAAUGAAUUUACAGUCUUGCUCUUGGAAAAAUAGGACAGUCUCCUAUCAGCGUUCAGCGCAGUGUACUAGAAAAGGCACUGGACAAGAAAAACUUGUUCGUUCCUCUCCAGGGUAUAUUGCUUAAAGGCUGCUUGCUUGGAGGUCUGUGUGCAAAGAGCUGCUGAAUUAGCCACAGAGCGGUGAAAAGGCUUCGUGUUACUGCUCUUCCUUUACAGAGCAUCUCGAAUCUUUGCGGCCCUGCUCCUGCAAGGUGCUGAGCACCAUUGCUCCAUACAGAGGACAAUCUGUGGCCAUCAAACCUCGUGAAGGACUGUGCAACCUCUUGCCUGGGUGGAAGAGGAGAUCUCUCCAGUUCAAACUCUCAUCACCUACGGCUACAAAGGCAGCUGCAAAACAAGAGCACAAAGAGGCUUUGUGAGCAGGCGUUCAUCCCCUCGCACGUGUCUGGAUCUCCGCAGCUCCUGGUUGUUACGACGGCAGUGGCUGCACACGGUCAGGGCUUUGCUGGAGAACUGCCACGUGAAGAGUCCGUCCUCAUCCUCCUCCUCCAAGGGUCUCACCUAGUCAGUGGAGAGGUGACUGAGGCUUGAUUGCCUGCUUCCACCAAAGAUAGCAUCUGUCUCAGCCUUGCACCAUUAAGGCAGGAAUGUCCUCCUCAUCCUCUUCUGUGUUGGAGAUGGAGAUUUUCCAGUACAUUGAUGCACAUCAAAGUGAUUUCAUCGAGGAUCUCAAGGAAUGGGUGGCUGUGGAAAGCGAUUCUGUUCAACCAGAUCUGAGGAAAGAAGUAAUAUGAAUGAUGGCAUUGGCAGCAGACAGACUUUCAGCGCUGGGAGCCACUGUUAAUUCAGUAAACAUGGGGUCACAUCAGUUGCCUGAUGGCAAGGACCUCCCACUACCUCCUGUGAUUCUCGGGGAACUGGGGAAGGAUCCACAAAACCCCACUGUAUGUUUCUAUGGUCAUGUAGAUGUGCAGCCUGCCAAAAAGGAAGAUGGCUGGAAAACUGACCCUUACAUGCUGACAGAAAUCAAUGGAAAUCUUUAUGGGCGUGGAGCAACAGAUAAUAAAGGACCUGUCUUAGCUUGGAUAAAUGCAGUGGAAACAUUUAGAGCCUUGAAAUUAGCUAUGCCAGUAAACUUCAAGUUUGUAAUUGAAGGCAUGGAAGAAGCAGGGUCCUUGGGGCUAGAAAAAUUACUUGAAGAAAAACAGUGCUUUUUCUCUGACGUUGAUUAUAUUGUGAUUUCGGACAACCUCUGGCUCAGCAACAGGAAGCCUGCCCUUACGUAUGGGAGUCGGGGAAAUGCCUGCUUCUGCGUGGAGGUUGAAUGCGGCAACAAGGACCUUCACUCUGGAACUUUUGGAGGCAUCAUUCAUGAGCCGCUGACGGACCUGAUAGCUCUGCUGGACAGCCUUGUGGAUCCCACAGGUCGGAUUCAGAUCCCUGGAAUCUACGACAGCGUUGCUGCCCUGACAGAGGAAGAGAGGAAAUUGUAUGAAUCGAUUGAGUUUGAUCUAGAGGAACAUAAAAAUAAUGGUGGCGUGAAAAAAUUCCUUUAUGGCACCAAGGAAGAAAUACUUCUACACCUGUGGCGUUACCCUUCUCUUUCUAUUCAUGGGAUUGAAGGAGCUUUUCACGAACCAGGAAUUAAAACUGUCAUUCCGGCAAAAGUCAUUGGCAAAUUCUCAAUCCGUCAGGUCCCCCACAUGGAGCUUUCGGUUGUGAAACAACAGGUGGUGGAGCACUUGGAGGGUGUCUUCUCCAAGAGGAACAGUCCAAACAAACUGAAAGUGUCUAUGCCUUUGGGUGCGAAGCCCUGGCUCGCUGAUAUUAAUGGUCCACUAUAUAAAGCAGCAAGAAGGGCGAUAAAAAGAGUUUUUGGAGAAGAUCCAGAUUUUAUUCGGGAUGGUUCAACAAUUCCUGUUGCCAGAAUGUUUCAGACUAUAAUGCAGAAAAGCGUGAUGAUGUUUCCGAUUGGAGCAGCCGAUGACGGGGAGCACUCCCAGAACGAGAAGAUAAGCAGACACAACUACAUCGAAGGAACCAAAGUGUUUGCAGCCUUUUUCCUGGAGAUAUCAAAGCUACAUCGGCAAUUGUGUCAAACUUCCAACAUGGAAACUAACAACUGACAGACCAUUGCGAGAAAAUCAGAAAAGCACUUUUUUAGUCUUAAGCUUUCCAACUUCCUGAUCCGGAAAAACAUACAAAUCACAUACUCAGUGGGUCUGAAUUGGUGGAAAAAAUAAAUGCCAUGCUAUUACUUGCCAUACUACUAAAUGGUAUGCGUUUGUGAUCCAGUCAAUCAAGUGAACUUAUCCCUAAUGCCAUAAAAUAGGGUUAGGGAUAAUUCAUUCUUGCUGAGGGGAAUAUAGGAGCAGAAGGAAUUUUGACAUUUAUUUUAUUAAAACUACUUUAUUUCUGGUUUUUAGUAUGCCUAUGUUUCUGCUGCCUAGCUCAUAUGCCAGUUUCUGCAUAUGAGCGAUUCUCAACUCUGUCGUUUCCUCCCUACUUUAUACAAAGUUUCACUAUUUCAUUAUUUGAAGAAAGAUCCACUAUCAUGUUAGUCUCUUCCCUGUCCUUCACUGAAAGCUGCGUAUGGGGAAUGCAAUACAAUUGGCUUACUGAAUUUGAUGCAAAGCCUUGCCUAUGAACAUUUACUUACAGGAAUAAUUGCUGAGGUGAACAGAACUGCAAUAGUAAAUAAACAUUUCCAGGUCUGGAUUCUGCCUUCCCCCUGCAGUUAGUCUAAAUCUCCUCUUACUGUGCUGUGAGUGAAGUAUUAAGAAUCACUACACAUAAUAUGUUUCCAUAAUGUGACUUUCUUUUUGUACAACAGAAAAAAGUUUCUGUAAACAUCUGUUCUAGCCAAAAUCUGUCAUCAGAAGGGUAUUUUUCCACCCAAUUUAUUUUUACUUACUUUUAAAGCAUCAGUUUGCAUUAAUAAUUAAAUUAAAGGCAAAUGAUAUACUUUGAAAUUAAAGCAAUAGUUGAGAGUUCUGUUUGCUGUUUAGA